Populus nigra (black poplar) is the source of this 4500-nucleotide messenger RNA. RefSeq names its product probable LRR receptor-like serine/threonine-protein kinase At4g36180. Gene Ontology annotation, biological process: protein phosphorylation. Gene Ontology annotation, molecular function: protein kinase activity; ATP binding; protein binding. The transcript has a single exon. Bases 297 to 3677 code for a protein of 1126 amino acids. NCBI's taxonomy places the organism in Eukaryota, Viridiplantae, Streptophyta, Magnoliopsida, Malpighiales, Salicaceae. The record is from RefSeq and is a predicted model, not a curated record.
UACACUACACUUUACCCCAGACGCCAUUACCAUCCAAGAAAUAGAGGAGAGAAAAGCUAAAAAAAAUUGAUUUUUGUCUUGGUGAGAGAGUGAGAGAGAGAGAGAGAGAGUCUCGCUUCUGUAUUUCUCUGUCCUCCUCUCCAUUUUGUGUUUUAGGCUAGCAGUGUGUGCACAAACGACAGUCCUCUCUCUUCUCUUCCCCCCUCUCUGCAUCUGCCUCUUCCCAUAUGGCUCUUCUUCAUCCUCCUCCCAAUUGACAGAAAAACACCAAAACCCAUUUCAUAAAUCCUAUCAAAAUGAGUCCUUUCUUUUUCUUUCUCUUACUGUUCACAUCCUUCUUGGCCUGCAAAUCCCAGCAAAACCCACAAACCCAAGCCCUGACAUCCAUCAAGCAAAACCUCCACGACCCGCUUGGAGCUUUAACCGGCUGGGAUCCAACAACCCCAUUAGCUCCAUGUGACUGGCGUGGUGUCUUUUGCACAAACAACCGAGUUACUGAACUUCGUUUACCUCGUCUCCAACUCCGUGGCCAACUCAGUGACCAGUUUGCUUCUUUAACAUCUUUACGUAAAAUCAGCCUUAGAUCAAAUUUCUUAAAUGGAACAUUGCCUCAUUCUCUUGCAAAAUGCACGCUCUUACGCGCUUUGUUUUUGCAAUACAACUCAUUUUCCGGCAACCUUCCGCCGGAGAUUAGUAACUUAACUAAUCUUCAAGUCUUGAACAUCGCGCAAAAUAGGUUUUCUGGAGAGAUUCCUAGAUCUCUGCCUGUGAGUUUGAAGUAUCUUGAUUUAUCAUCAAAUACAUUUUCAGGCUCUAUCCCUUCAAGUGUUUCUGACUUGGCGCAGUUGCAGCUUAUUAACCUGUCUUACAAUCAGUUUUCCGGUUCUAUUCCGGCGAGUUUUGGCCAGCUUCAGAGUCUUGAAUACCUGUGGCUUGAUUAUAAUAUUUUAGAAGGGACUUUACCUUCUGCCAUUGCGAAUUGCUCUUCGCUUGUGCACUUUAGUGCUAAUGGUAAUCGUCUUGGAGGUUUGAUCCCGGCUGCCAUUGGCGAGCUUCCGAAAUUGCAAGUUGUUUCGCUUUCGGAAAAUAAGUUUGUUGGGGCUGUUCCGACUUCAAUGUUUUGUAAUGUCUCGGUUUAUCCGCCGUCGUUGCGGAUUGUUCAGUUGGGGUUUAAUGGGUUUAGUGGUGUUGUAGGGCCGGAGUCAGGCGGUUGUUUUAGUGUUUUGCAAGUUCUGGAUCUUCAAGAGAAUCACAUACGUGGAGUGUUUCCUCUGUGGUUGACACGUGUGGUUACUUUGACAAUGUUGGAUGUUUCGAGGAAUUUGUUUUCUGGUGUUGUUCCGGCUGAGAUUGGGAAUUUGUCGAGGUUGGAGGAGUUGAAGAUGGGUGGUAAUGGUUUUAGAGAGGUGGUUCCAGUGGAGAUUCAGCAAUGUAGGUCACUUCAGGUUCUUGAUCUUCAUGGGAAUGAUUUAUCAGGGGAAAUCCCUGAGGUUUUGGGUGAUCUAAGGGGGUUGAAGGUGUUGUCUCUUGGUGAAAAUCAGUUAUCGGGCUCGGUUCCUGGGAGUUUUAGGAAUCUUACAGGGCUAGAGACCUUGAAUUUGGGUGGUAAUGGUUUGAAUGGAAGCUUGCCAGAUGAGGUUAUGGGGUUGAGUAAUUUGACUACGCUGGACCUCAGUGGAAAUGGAUUCUCAGGUGAAAUUCCUGCUACUAUUGGGAAUUUGAACAGGGUAAUGCUCCUGAAUCUGAGUGGAAAUGGUUUUUCAGGAAGGAUACCGUCUAGUUUUGGAAAUCUAUUGAGGUUAAGUUCUCUUGAUUUGAGCAGACAGAGUUUGUCUGGAGAGUUGCCGUCUGAGCUUGCUGGCUUGCCGAAUCUUCAGGUGAUUGCUUUGCAGGAGAAUAUGCUGUCUGGGGAUGUUCAUGAAGGGUUCAGUAGUUUGUUGGGUUUGCGUUACUUGAACCUCAGCUCCAAUGGCUUCUCCGGUCAGAUUCCGUUGACUUUUGGGUUUCUCAAGUCAUUGGUUGUUUUGUCGUUGUCUAAGAAUCACAUUUCAGGGUUGAUUCCACCAGAGCUUGGCAACUGCUCGGAUCUUGAAACCCUUGAGUUAGAGUCAAAUUCUUUGACUGGCAAUAUUCCAGGUGAUCUCUCUCGCCUUUUGCACUUGAAAGUGCUUGAUUUAGGUAGGAACAAUUUAUCAGGUGAAAUCCCAAAUGAAAUCUCCAAAUGCUCGUCGUUAUCCUCAUUGUCGUUGGAUAGCAAUCAUCUUUCAGGUAGCAUACCGGAUUCAUUAUCCAAUUUAUCCAACUUGACAUCUUUGGAUCUCUCUACUAACAACUUGAGUGGGCAGAUUCCUGUCAGUCUUGCACAAAUCUCUGGCCUGGUAUACCUGAAUGUUUCAAGAAAUAACCUUGAAGGUGGGAUUCCAACAUUGCUGGGUUCUAGAUUUAACAACCCAUCAGCAUUUGCAGAUAAUCCAAGGCUAUGUGGAAAGCCAUUGCCUAGAAAUUGUGUGGAUGUAGAAGCAAGCAAUCGAAGGAAAAGGUUGAUUCUGUUGAUUGUUGUGGUUGUAAGUGGGGCUUGCAUGUUGGCAUUAUGUUGCUGCUUCUAUACAUACAGCCUCUUGAGGUGGCGCAAGAGACUAAAACAAGGUGCUGCGGGUGAGAAGAAACGGAGCCCAGCAAGGCCUAGCUCAAAUGGAAGUGGUGGUCGUGGCAGUACAGAUAAUGGAGGGCCGAAACUUGUUAUGUUUAAUAACAAGAUCACACUUGCAGAAACAACUGAAGCAACUAGGCAAUUCGAUGAAGAGAAUGUGCUUAGCAGAACUCGAUAUGGCCUAGUUUUUAAAGCUUGUUAUAGUGAUGGAAUGGUGCUCUCAAUCCGAAGACUCCCGGAUGGAUCACUAGAUGAAAACAUGUUCAGGAAAGAAGCUGAAUUUCUAAGCAAAGUGAAGCAUCGAAACCUAACAGUUCUUCGUGGCUACUAUGCUGGAGCACCAGAUAUGAGACUCCUGGUCUACGACUACAUGCCUAAUGGAAACCUUGCCACUCUCCUCCAAGAAGCAUCCCACCAAGAUGGUCAUGUCCUAAAUUGGCCAAUGCGUCACUUGAUAGCUCUCGGAAUUGCCCGUGGCCUUGCAUUCCUUCACACAUCCAACAUUGUUCACGGGGAUGUCAAGCCACAAAGCGUCCUCUUUGAUGCAGAUUUCGAAGCCCAUCUCUCUGACUUCGGGCUAGACAGAUUAACCAUUGCAACCCCAGCAGAACCUUCAACCUCAGCAACAGUUGGCACAUUGGGUUAUGUAUCACCAGAAGCUGUUUUGACAGGAGAGGUUUCAAAAGAAGCAGAUGUUUACAGCUUUGGCAUAGUAUUACUUGAGCUACUAACAGGGAAAAGGCCAGUGAUGUUUACACAAGAUGAAGAUAUUGUCAAGUGGGUCAAGAAGCAACUUCAGAAGGGUCAAAUAACAGAACUUUUGGAGCCUGGUUUGCUUGAACUUGACCCUGAAUCAUCAGAAUGGGAAGAGUUCUUGUUAGGUGUUAAGGUUGGGUUACUUUGCACCGCACCGGACCCUCUUGAUAGACCCACAAUGCCUGAUAUUGUUUUCAUGCUUGAAGGUUGCCGUGUGGGCCCUGAUAUCCCAUCUUCAGCUGAUCCAACCUCUCAACCAUCCCCUGCUUGAUGACCCACCCGAAUUCCAAAUAACCCGAAAACCCGAUAAAGUUUGACCAUUUCCUUUAGAACCUUUUCUAUUGUGUUGUUUCUUUUUUACCCUUUUGCCACUUCGGUCUCUGAUGCCGGCCUGAGAGAAAAGAUCGGGGCCCACAGGUUGAUAAAUUGCAGUCAACGACGGGGACAAGGCGGGGACCACUAGCCCUCUUUUGUCUUUUUGGCGCCAAAGGGAGUCACGUGGCAGCAGAGUGAAAAAGUAGCCGUUAAUGUUGUGGGCUCCGAGGAGAAGCUGGCAAAAAACUGAAAAAGAAGUGUCGUUUUCUAUUAAAAAAACAACAAAAAAAACGGAGGCAUUGAUAAUAUUGUAGCAGUAAAGUAAAGCGUUGGGGUUUGGUAGUGCAAGUUGGGGCACAGCUUCAAGAUGAUCUCAGGCUCAGCCAAAGCCAUGAGAGGAUCUUCUGUUGCCCUUCAGUUUUAUUUUUUUUUCCUGGUAGAGGGCAAGCGAUGGGGUCAGGGACUCAAAAUCUUAGGACCCCACUGGAUCAUCAUCAAGAAGGGGAUGGGAAAGCUACAGUAGAGGAGAGAAAGGGGAAGAAAACGAUGGCUCAACAUCUUCAAUUAAUUUUGAACUUUUUUCAAAUUUUUUAGUGGGUCAUGAUGACUUUUUUAUCUGUGAUGAAUUUCUUUUUGAAUUGUUGCACGCUGAUUUUUGUCAUUUAAUCUGUAUUUUUUCAGUACAGACGUAGUCGUAGGAGUGAAAAGUACUAGCACCAAGUACCACCUUUCCUUGUCUUCCAUGUUAGUUUUUCAGAAAAGGAGAAGCUCUCUAUCUA